Amphibalanus amphitrite is the source of this 2454-nucleotide messenger RNA. RefSeq names its product trithorax group protein osa-like. The transcript is spliced from 2 exons. The record is from RefSeq and is a predicted model, not a curated record. Bases 456 to 2168 code for a protein of 570 amino acids. NCBI's taxonomy places the organism in Eukaryota, Metazoa, Arthropoda, Thecostraca, Balanomorpha, Balanidae.
GGCUUCGACCAUUACAAUUAGAACUAGCGGUAGCACUUACCUUAUUACGUUUGGUCACUUGGAAAUUGGAAUGCCAUAAAACCUGCUUCAGACUGCGUGUUAUAUAAUGUAUAGCGAUGAUUUACGAAGUUAUUAUGAAACGCAUUUGGCAUUGGCACCAUUUGUUGGAAGAGUGACUCAAUCGGCAGUGGCGUGACUGAUCGACAGGGACUCUGCCCCCUCACGCUCCCUCCCUGUUUCCGCCCCUGCCGCGCGGCGCGACCUCAGCCGAGGUCACGUGACCCGGCGGCCGGCUGGCGCCUGGGGUCAUGUGACCCGACGGCCGGCCGGCGCCUGGGGGCACGGACAGCGGCAGGGCGCCGACCGGGGUCAGGUCAGUAGAGGUCGGACUGCGGGCCGGGACGGCGCCGCCCACUACUCACUAGCCGGUGAACGGAGGGAGCCAUACCGUCAGCAUGUGGUCGAGGGGAAGAUGGCGCGUCACAGCCUUGACUCUGAUUCUCGUCUCUGCGCUGGCAUCCGCCGAAAAUCUGACCGGCGCCGACACAACGGAUGGGGGACUGCUGGAUGACCACCAGCCCGCAGUUGAUAAACCGCGCGAGCCAAAGGCAGUCUGGACGAGCGGAGGCAGUCUGGACAACCAUCAGUCUGGUCCAACUACCGGGAGUCUAGAUAAUCACCAGCUUGGUGCAGCGACUGGCAGUCUAGACAACCAUCAGCCUGUUCCAGCCGCUGGCAGUCUGGACAACCAUCAACCUGGUGCAGCGACUGGCAGUCUGGACAACCACCAGCCCGCAGACGACUCUCAGUCCGCUCCAGAAACGGGCAAUCCGCCCACCAAACAUCCCAAUCAAGGAGCAGGACAGCAACAUCAUGAGUCGCAGCCAGUUCUUCAGCCUGGAGUUGAGCAGAAGUUCAAACCGCAGGCAGUUCCCGAGCCUGUCGUCUGGCCGGAGUCGGGUCAACACUACGGACCAGGAGUCGGUCAGCAACAGCAGUACUACGGUGCGGGCCCAGCGCCGGGACAUCCGCACCCAGAGGCUGAGCAGACUUACAACCAGCUGGGAACCGGCCGGCCGUACAAACAGUUCGCCGCGUACGGUAACCAGCAGGGAACCAGCGGGUGGGACCGGCCAGGAACCGGUGGGUGGAACCAGCCAGGAACCGGUGGGUGGAUCCAGCCAGGAGCUAGCUACGGGACGGGGAACCAGUACCGACCGGGGCCCAGUGACGAGGACUGGUACGAGAAGAUCCGACGGCAGCCAGUCGGGACAAACUACGGGCCAGCGAUGACCGUGCGCAGCGAGUCUGAGCAGAGACGUCCCAACUUCCUGCCUCCUGAAGAGGAGGAGGGCGAGGGAUGGCUAGGCACGCUGACGAACGUGCUGGAUUCGUUCACCGGGGUGCACCAGGGGUCGGACUCUGACGACAUGGGCCAGCGGGAGCCUGAUAUGUUCCGACCUGAUCCUGCUGCCAUGUAUCGACCGGCACCGAGCCAGUAUCAUCGACCGGGACCGAACCAGCGCUACCGACCCCGACCGGAGCAGCACUGGCCCGAGUCCCAGCGGCCGUACAGAGAAGAGACGGCGAAUCCUCACCGGCCGGAGUGGCACGAUCCGCACCCGCCGAGUCGGGAGUACCGCCAGGGAGAGGCUGGGCCGAGCCAUCCCGAGUGGGGCAAUCCUCACCCUCAGCCAGACACCAGGGAGUACCGCCAGGGAGAACUUCAGCCAGACGAGCCGGAGUCAGCUGAGCGAACUCACCCGGAGAGGGUCCGGCAGUAUCGGCAGGGAUCAGCCGAUCCUAACCGACCGGAUGUUGACCAGCACUUAAGACCAGCAUCGAGUGAGCCCUACCAGCGGAAACCAUCGGAGCCUUACCAGCGCAGACCAGCGGAGCCUUACCAGCGCAGACCACCACCCCCGGGGCAGGGCCCGACCGCCGACAGGAGAUACGACACACCCUUCGGUCCCCAGCCGAACAACGACGCUGGGCUGUUCGCGUACCCCAGCGACUUUAUCGCGGAUCUGAAGAACGUCGCCUGGUGGUGCUUUGUGAUUUUCGGCGCGUUCCUGCUGAAUCUGGUUGUGUAUAACGCUGUUUCGAGCCCGCUGGAGGCAAUUCUGGCUGUGAAUGGCACACUCAACGCCACAGGAGCGGCCUUGUGAUGGCAUGUUACGGCAUAGUGUGACGUCGCAUAGUGUGACGUCGCAUAGUGUGACGUCAGGUUUGCGAUAUUAUGCAAAAUAGGUUUGCCAAUUGUAUUUUUGAUAUGAAGUCAUUUAUGAAUGAAUUAUUUGUCCAUUUGCAAUGUGCCAGUACCGCUGGGUGGGUGUGUCGCAUUGUUUUUUUUUUUUUAACGAGAUGCUAUUCGAAAAAUAUACAAAUUGCCGGCGCUGUUUCCAAAUUGUCUCGGUGACCAUGUUAAAUAUAUAUGCGCUGCAAGCUGACAUA